AAUUUGCAACUUGCCAAUUGCGAGUAAUAAACAAACGCUUGUUGCGCCAUUUGCUAAUAAGACAUUUACGGUUGGUUAUUAAAUUUUAGCAGCUUAUCUUCCAAUUAUAAAUGCUGAUAUUAACAAUAUGAGUGACGAUAUUGUCGACGAAAUUUCCGAGUUCCUAAGCUCUCUAACGCUUGGCAGGAUUGCCAUUUCAGAACAUAUUCCCGUUGUUGUGAGGAAAGGUGGCAUGGCCAAAAAAUUGGAGCGUGCAGCGCCCUACAACAUGUUCCUCACAGCCAUCACAGACUCGAAGACCACACACCACGAGCCCCUAACCAUAACGAUGCAGGAAAUCUUCGAUGAAAGUCUGGGUGAAAUCGAGUCGAGUGUGCAAGUCAAUUUUGAAAUAGAUAUUAACUGGCUAUUGGCUCACCAUCAUUAUGCGGGAAUACUUGAAAAACCGCUGCUAAUUCUCUACGGCACAGAAACGCCCGAAUUGCUGAAGAUUGGAGAACUAAAGCCUCAAAUAACCGCAAUUCAAAUUAAAAUGACAUCACAAUAUGCCGCAUCGCACGCAAAAAUAAUGUUGCUCGGUUAUGCGGAUGGAUCGAUGCGAAUUGUCAUUGGAACAUCCAAUUUGAAUGGCGAUGAUUGGCACAAUCGGACGCAGAACUUGUGGAUGAGUCCACUACUGCCGGCAUUGGCCGAGGAUGCAGCCGCAACUGCUGGUGAAAGUGCCACAGGAUUCAAAGUAGAUUUAAUUCAGUUACUCUUAGACUACAAGGUAACACAGUUGAAUGCAUGGAUAGAACGCAUACGCAAAAGUGAUUUAAGCGCCAUCAACGUAUUUCUUAUACCAUCCGUUCCUGGUGAGCAUACGGACUGGAGACGUGUUUGGGGCUGUGAUCGUCUAGGUUUAGUGUUGUCAAAGCACGUUGCACCCAUUAAUGAUAGUAUUCCCGUUGUCUGCCAGAGCUCCAGCAUCGGCAGCUGUCCCAGUGUGAGUGGCUGGGUACAGCGAGAUUUGAUCCGAAAUCUACGUAAGACUUCAGCGCCCGUUAGUCGUUAUAGUCAAAGCUUUGUGCCCUUCAAGAUGAUUCAUCCCAGCCUUCGCAAUGUGAUUGGCAGUCACGACGGCAUGAUGGGUGCGUGUAGUCCCUAUCCAAAAGAGUUUAACGAUAGACAGCCCUGGCUUAAGGAUCAUCUGCUGCAGUGGAAAUCCGAUGCUCGACAUCGCUCACAGGCCAUGCCACAUAACAAGUGCUAUGCGCGCUUUAAUGAGGAUCAGCAGUGUCUCUAUUGGUUUCUACUGACUUCGGCGAAUGUAUCAAAGGCUGCCUGGGGCGUUUCUAAUCGAUUUAGCAUACUGCGUAUUUCCAACUAUGAAGCGGGUGUUCUCUUUUUGCCAAGAUUUGUGACUGGCGAAGAAACUUUUCCCUUGGGCAAUUCACGGAGUGGUGUUCCAGCUUUUCCUAUGCCUUACGAUGUUCCAUUGACGCCAUAUGAACCUGAUGAUGUGCCAUAUGUAGGGGAACAUAAACUGGCAUGGUAUCUACAAAAUGUUGCAAGCAUUGAAAACUGAAAGUAUCAGAAUUUGUAUUUAACAUAAAAUAUCAACUUGUUUUUAAAGAUGU
Messenger RNA from Drosophila innubila, 1619 nucleotides. Its product is annotated as probable tyrosyl-DNA phosphodiesterase. NCBI's taxonomy places the organism in Eukaryota, Metazoa, Arthropoda, Insecta, Diptera, Drosophilidae. Gene Ontology annotation, molecular function: double-stranded DNA binding; 3'-tyrosyl-DNA phosphodiesterase activity; single-stranded DNA binding. Gene Ontology annotation, cellular component: nucleus. Gene Ontology annotation, biological process: single strand break repair; double-strand break repair. The record is from RefSeq and is a predicted model, not a curated record.